GAGCCGCGUGGUGGAGGUGAGCCCCGAGAGCGGCCCCUUCUGCCCCCCGAACGACAAGAAGGAGGUCGAGCCCUGCAACACGCACGUCGAGUGCCGCAGUGGCUGCAUCGAUGGGCUCUGGGACUCGUGGGGCGAGUGGGGCGAGUGCUCGAGGACGUGCGGAACGGCAUUCAGGACCCGCUCGCGCGAAGUGAAGACGCAGCCCACGUCCUGCGGGCACAACGUGACGGGCCCCGCAGACGACUUCGAGGUCUGCCGCGACGUGCCCGAGUGCGAGGAGGCCGACGUCGGCGGCGACGACUGCGCGCUGGCCGACUGGGGCGACCGGCCCGUCCCAUCUCCUCGGCGCACCCGCGCGCGCGCGUCGGACUCCGCGAGAGGCUGGGGAAGCCGUGCCUGGACACGCCCAUCAGGGUCGUGGAGCCGUGCAACCCCGGCGUGAACGAGACGCCGCCUGCGGGGUGCGAGGCCAAGCCCGUGACUGACUGCGUCGUGAACGACUGGGAGCCGUGGACAGGCUGCACAGCAACCUGUGGGAGCGGCCAGCGCGAGCGGAGACGCACAAUCAAGGUGCCGCCCGCCAACGGUGGCAAGCCUUGCGUCGAAGACCUGAGCGUGACCAGCGACUGCAACUCGCAGCCCUGCGAGAACGCGUCGUGCGUGGACUGCUCGUGGGGCGCGUGGUCCGACUGGGGCGACUGCUCCGGAUGCGGCGGGCAGCGGUACAGGAACCGCGUGGUCGACCAGAUGCCGAGCUACUGCGGCAAGCCCUGCACCGGCAGCGCCCGCGAUGUCGCGAACUGCACGAGCCCGUGCGCGAAGCAGCUCUUCUGCGUGUGGACGGACUGGUCGGACGCGGAUACCUGCGGCGGCUGUGGCCUCACGACCACGUCGCGCACGCGGUCGCUGGACUUCUCGGAGGGCUACGUCGACAGCUACCUGUUCCAGGGGCCCGAAGAUGGCAAGUGCGAGGGCGACCAGAAGCAUCUGGACGAGUGCCCCUUCGUUGAGCACUGCACGCCGCCGUGCAAGCCUCAGGACUGCACGUUCUCAACCUGGAGCGAGUGGCAUCACAACCCGGACAACUGCACGGGCCUUUGCGAGAGGCACCGCGUUGUUGCGGAAUUGAACAACGAGUGUGGCAAGCCUUGCAACGGAACGCUCUUGGAGACAAAGAAGUGCGACAUGACAUGCGAGGUCAGCCAGGACUGCCUGCUCUCCAGCUGGUCCCACUGGACCGACUGCUCCGCCAGCGAGAACGGCCAGUACGAGCGGGCCCGGGAGGAUUGCGACGCCGUGGUUGGGGACUCUGCCAGGUCGGAGACAGCGGACUUCCAGUUCGAGCACCAUUUGCGGUGA
This is a messenger RNA of Prorocentrum cordatum, 1359 nucleotides long. Lineage: Eukaryota; Dinophyceae; Prorocentrales; Prorocentraceae. The record is from the annotation of a GenBank genome assembly.